Molecule: messenger RNA, 687 nt
Organism: Fusarium sp. VM40
Lineage: Eukaryota; Fungi; Ascomycota; Sordariomycetes; Hypocreales; Nectriaceae
Source: the annotation of a GenBank genome assembly
AUGGAAACAUUCAAAGCCCUCUUCUCCAAGCCUGAUCCUCAGGCCCAGAUGCGCAAAUGCAAUGCGUUGAUGAGGCAAAACAUCCGCAAGAUCGAUCGCGACAUCCAAACCGUUAAGCAGGUCGAAGCAAAGACGAAGCAACUCAUCCUCCAAGCCGACAAGCGAGGCCAACGCGACCCGACCCGUGCCAAGCAAGCUCAGCAGGAGGUCCGCGACUUUGCUCGUGAGCUCGUUCGCGCCCGAAAGACCUCAGCCCGUCUCAUCACAUCCAAGGCGCAGCUCUCCUCGGUACAGAUGCAGGUCCAGGAGGCUUUUGCCGUGCGCAAAAUCGAGGGUUCCAUCCGAGCGAGCGUUGGUAUCAUGAAAGACGUCAACUCGCUCGUUCGCCUGCCCGAACUGGCGGGUACCAUGCAAGAGCUGAGCGUGGAGCUGAUGAAGGCGGGUAUCAUCGAGGAGAUGGUGGAGGAUUCGCUCCCCACCGACGGCGAUAUGCUUAUGGAGGAUGAAGAGGCGGACGGCGAAUUAGACAAGGUUCUGGGCGAAAUUCUCAAGGACCGCAAGCAGCCCAGCCUCCCAGUGGCGCCUGUGCCGGAGCCCCAGAAGCCCCAGGAGGAGGAGGAAGAGGAGGAGGAUGCCGAGGCUAUGAUGGACCAGAUGCGCAACCGAUUAGAGGCGCUACGCAGUUAG